Symsagittifera roscoffensis is the source of this 3691-nucleotide messenger RNA. RefSeq lists its product as uncharacterized. The coding region runs from base 24 to 3503 and encodes 1159 amino acids. The record is from RefSeq and is a predicted model, not a curated record. The transcript has 14 exons. Gene Ontology annotation, cellular component: cytoplasm. Gene Ontology annotation, molecular function: phosphatidylinositol binding; protein binding. Lineage: Eukaryota; Metazoa; Xenacoelomorpha; Acoela; Convolutidae.
AAUUUCAGGUAUCUGAUGUUUUUAUGACUGGAACUUUUUCGACUGCUUCUUCUGAAACUGAACAGAGUUUGGAACAUGAGCCUACGAGUCUUAACGAUGUUCCUGCUUAUCAUGGAUUUAAAGUAGCAAUCGAAGCUACAUUAGACUACGAAGAUUUCAUUCUCUAUGUAAUUCGAGUGAAAUAUAGAUUCGCGUCGUGGAUAGUGCGGCGUAGAUAUAAAGAGUUCGCCGAGUUACAUGCAUCACUAAGCAAACUUUAUACUGAGCCCAAUAAUGAAGUCCGUUUUCCAGGCAAACGAUUGGUUGGCAAUUUUCGGGAGAAAUUCGUGCAGAAAAGACAGAGGAAGCUGGAAGAAUAUUUGCGAGCUAACAUGCGAAAUCUAUCGAGUAUUCCGAAGGAACUGGCUUUCUUUCUUGAUAUGCAGAAGUAUGAGUUGAACUGGAUCGUGCAUACUCUGUCGGAGGAAUUGUUCGACAAGAAUGAGUUGCAGCUGCUUCCAGAGCGGUUCAAGACGUUCCAGUUGGACACCCUACAGCUGCAUGCCAUUUAUCAGAGAAUGAAUCUAUCGCUCCUUCCAGAUAACCUUGAGAUGACAGAGGCCUCUAUUAACCUGGCACACCUUAUGGACUUCGCAUUCAGUCUCACAGUGCUGAAAGUGGAAGGACGCAACCACCGUGCAGGUACCUCUGACUGGAAAUUGAACCGGGUGAUGUUUUCUCUGGCCUACUUCCGCAGUGUGCGCCACAUGCAACUGGAGUGUGUCAAUCUGGAGAUGGUAGACUGGGACGCCUCUCUCCCUCCUCUCACAAACUCUCUUGUCAAUCUGCACUGCCACAAGUCUAUUUCUAACACAUGUCAACUCCUCAAUCCAACUAAUCUACCACAGCCGCCUCUUUGGCCGCAUAUUGUGCGGCUUAAUCUUUCUCGGAAUCGACUCACCAGCAUAGACGAGUGUCUGCAGAUAGCAGCACCCAAAGUGCAGUUCCUAGACUUGAGUCACAACAGUCUAUUCUGCGUGCAAAAUCUGAGCCAGCUGUCUCAGUUGAGAGAACUGGACUUGUCUUACAAUCAGUUCUCAUGUCUGGAGGAUCUGCAUGCUAAAUUGGGAAAUGUGAAGAAGCUGUUGCUGGAUCACAACAAACUGUUCUCGCUGGACGGAAUGGCCAAGAUGUACUCUUUAGAGUUGCUGUCAUGUUCUGGCAACCGUUUGUGUGAAGUUGGAGAUAUUGUUGGCAUAUCUCAGCUUCCAUGCUUGGAACAGCUGUGGCUCAAGGACAAUCCCAUCUGCUCCCUACUAGACUACAGAACCAAGGUGCUUCAGAUAUUUGCAGACAGGGCGCAGGAAGUGUCCUUAGACGGAAUUCCGACAACUAUGAAGGAGCUGAACACUGUGCGAGUUCUGGUUGCUCUUCAGAAGGCAAAAGGGGCUUCUUACAGUUCCCAGUCUAGAGUGGGAACCACGAGGACAAUUGAUCAGACUCCUGAUUCAACCGCAUCAGAUCCCAAUGAAAAUGGACUGAAAGAUGAGAAUUUGGAAGCACAGCAGGGUAUCGAGGGGAUGCACGCAAACGGAGAAGCACACGGUGACACUGAGGUAUCCGCAAAUGAGGAAAAAGAUGGGAGAGUGAACAAGGAUCUAAUUGCGGCUGAAAAUGCAAACGGCGAAGAAUCACUGAAUGAGAAUCAUGAAAAGGGAGAAAAUACGAAUAUACAGGUAGAUGUGCCUCGACUACAUUGUAGUGCAGUGAGACAGGUGAAGAGGGGUCUGGUGAUGGGACUGACAGGAGAAGUGAACAUGAUAGACUGGAGUUGUCUCCUUCUACCAUCCCCACCACCACCCCCCUCCUCUUCUGCUUCAUCUACUGACAAGAAGAGAGAGUGCGGCAGGGAACUGGUGUCUCUCUUGUCCAGCAAUGUCUCAUCCAGGACAGACUGCACACAACUCUUCUCAUUCAUUGUCAGGAAAGAAGAGGAAGGAGACGUGAGUCUGCGACAUGUGGACACAUUCCUAGCCCUCCUCACUCAAUUCAUGCACAGGGGAUCCUCCGCCGCCGCCUCCCUCUCAUCUUCACCUGGGGGGCAUACUCUCGACCCCUUCAAGUCAGUCUGUGGGGCUCUAAAAGGGGAGGGGGAGGGGGACGGAGAGGAUGCGUAUCCCAGUUUCCAGCUGUGGGAACAGGUUUCCAGGAGCAAUAAGAGUGCACUCGCAACGCUACCGAUACCAAUAGCCUUGCGUAGUCUGGCGAGUUGUGAUCCCCGCAAAUUCAUAAACACAUUCCACGACGCUCUCACUGGCAGACCACAAGAGAAGGAACAGUUGCGUCAGUGUGUGUGGGCCUACGUCCAGACAUACCUCAUGUCCUGUCCCAGACCGGCUGUGCUGCUUGUGUCCAAUGAGAGUGUGAGGAUAUAUUUCGACAACACCUCCAACCCAACAUCCUCAGAUUUCUUCGCGCCCAGUCUUGAACAAAGUGCAGAUACUUCAGCUGCUACGAAAAGGUUGGGCGGAGUGUUACGAGGCGGGAGGAGGGUGAUGCCUCUAGAAGAUGCAGUGGCGUCCCACCUAUGUCUCAUGUGCACAAUUCCACUUCACCAAAUUCGAUCUCUAUCUUUGAACUCAACCUCACAUUGUGCCCAGAUGCGAUACAUCCAAAGUACUACUAGUAGUCCUAGUUCUUCUGAUCCAAAGCCGGAGCGUGAGGGGAGUGAUAUUGUGGAGAGAGUGAUGGUUGUUGCGACCUUGGAUGCAAGUGACUUGCAAGCCUUCUCUGCUCAGUUUCCGAACGUGCCGACGAAUUGCGAAUUGAAUUUGAUGGAUUUGAAGGACUCCAUUUUCAACAACAGUAUCAGAAGCACAGUAGAGCUAAACGGUGCAAGUAGUAGUGCCCAGAAAAGUAGCGGAAGAAUUUUUUUCGCUGCGAAUCUGAUGAAAUUGAGCAUCAAUGAUGUCAUACAUUCUACAUUCCCACUGAUCAUCCUCAUAGACCACUAUAUCUGUUGUAUUAAAGAACCCACCCUUGAAAUAAUGGGAAGCAGCAGUUGGAGAAAUAGGGCGACAGAGUCUACAGAAGACCCGCAAAUGUCAUCCAAUGGUCGGCAAGAGUCCUCGGAUGACCUUGAAAGGGAACCAGCCAGCUCGAAUCGGGAGGCAGAACUGACUGGUACUUCGAAACAAAAAGCACAGCAGAGAAUAAUAUGCGUACAUAAAAUAUCCCAGGUGCUCAUUUUGAAACUCUUGGGCCACGGAUCCGCAGCUUCUUCUCUGUCUCUCAGUGUAAGGACUCUGGCACAGUCACUGGAGGAUCUUUCUGACUCAAUGGAACUCAAGGUUGACGAGGAGUUUUAUGACUCGUCGGAUGCAUCGAGACACCUCUGCGACAUGCCAAUUCAGUACCUUAACAUCUCCUUCCGAACUGCCAAAGAGAAAGAGCGAUUUGUUUUCUUGCUACAGAAGAGGUAUGACGAUCUGGUCAGACGUAGACUCUCAGUUAUAUCUUCCUGACAUAGAAUAGAGUCUAAAGAAAACGUACAACUCAAAAGUCGUUGUCAAGUAACUGUUAUCAGCUCCAGUAGUUUAAAUUAAAUCAUUUCUGCCUUUAGUUGUCCAAUUUCAAAGUUUAUAGAUAGAUUUUGUCCAUUAGUAGAUUUAAAUUAUCUCUUUGUAAAGCAUAUUUAAUUUUUUGGUUUUUA